Molecule: messenger RNA, 2586 nt
Organism: Trachemys scripta elegans
Lineage: Eukaryota; Metazoa; Chordata; Testudines; Emydidae
Product: zinc finger protein 773-like
Exons: 5
Coding region: 33-1055 (340 amino acids)
Biological process (GO): regulation of DNA-templated transcription
Source: RefSeq, a predicted model, not a curated record
AACGGGGGCUGGGGAGCGACACAGCCAUCCCGAUGAUGAUUAAUUUCUGGGAAACAUCUUCAGCAGAAUUAUUUGAAGGUAUUGCACCAGAGAGUAAAGGUACAGAGGCAGUGGCCUGUGAGAAACAGGGUGGAAGAGUAACGCCCACCUUUGGCUCCAGAUUGUCCCAGCCUCCCACGGGACAGGGAAGGGAAAUGGCUGUAAUGGAGCCAGUCCAGGGGCCAGUGACCUUCGAGGAGCUGGCUGUGUAUUUCACCAGGGAAGAGUGGGCUCUGCUGGACCCCCGUCAAAGAGCCCUCUGCAGAGACGUCAUGCAGGAGAACUAUGAGAAUGUGACCUUGCUCGCAGGUGAUGCAAUGGUAUGUGACAAAGAGGAACAGAAUUCUCAGCAGGAAAACGUUGAGCAAGUGGAUAAACACAGAGAAUUAUCGCAAAGACCAAAAAGGAAUGUGUCCAGGAGUCAUGAGCAGGGAAACUCCUGUGAGAUUCAGCACAGACUAGAAAGAGAACAAGGAAACCAGCCAGGGGAGAAAGUGGGUAAAUUUAUUUCCUGUUGGGGAACUCAGAAGGACAUCAAGGAAACCACAACCCCGCAGGAAAUCCUCAUGGGAAAGAGAAAAAAUACAUGCACUGAGUGUGGGAUAAACUUACAUGACUACUCAGCCCUUAUAAAACAUCAGAGAAUACACACAGGUGAGAAACCCUGUGAAUACAGUGAGUAUGGGAAAAUCUUCACUCGCAGAUCAGGCCUUUUUCUCCAUCAGAGAAUCCACACAGGGGCGAGGCCCUAUGAAUGCACUGAGUUUGGAAAAUGCUUUGCUAAGAGCUCAGCCUUUUCUGAACAUCAGAGAAUCCACACGGGGGAGAGGCCCUAUGAAUGCAGUGAGUGUGGAAAAUGCUUCACUAAUAACUCAGCCCUUUCUAAACAUCAGAGAAUGCACGCAGGAGAGAGACCCUAUGAAAACAGUGAGUGUGGGAAUACCUUCUCUUGGUACUCAACCCAUGUUAGCCAUCAGAGAAUCUGCAAGGGAGAUCAACACCAUAAAAACCUCUAGGUCUAUCAAUACUUUUUUUAAAAAAUACUUUUCCUGAUUCCUACAUAACUUUUAAAGCUGCUUGAACUGUUUGCAGCACCGUUAUCCCUCGGCUUCUCCAGAUGAGUGGGCCAUUUUUGCCUUUUGCAGUUUGCCCUGUUUUGAGAUGGACCUAUUUGUACUUUCUGUUGUCCCAUGGGUAAUUCGAGUGUGCCCUUUGUAUCAGGAACCAGGGAGCAUCACAUUUAUACCAUUCCUCUUAUUGCAAAGUUAUUGUUAGAGUCACCAAUGAUACAGAUUGUAUUAUUGUCAGUUAUUCUCACAUAGCUCUGGGUUUUGCUGAAGAGCAGUUAUAUUGGGAACUUUUCAAAUUAUAUGUAAAUGAAGAGAAGCAGGGGCCCGAAAAAAUGUGUCAUUUCAGCUUCUGUGACACUGUAAGGAGAUGGAGUAACUCAGAGAUUCCCUCCUUGCCCAUCACCACAAAACUCUUACCUUUUGUCUGAGCCAUGAAGAGUUUAACUUCAUCACAUUCUAUCCAUCCACUUCUCAAAGUGUCAUGUGAUGAAGCUUUCUCUUUUGUUUGUGUUUGGAGAUGAUGCUUUGACUUCUUUAAUCUUAUAUCAGAGUCACCAUGACUGGAGAUGAAAGUAUCAAAGACCUGGGAGGGGAAUUCAAAUGAAUCCCAAACACAAUGUGAUCAUUUGGAGUUUAAAUCCCAGGUUCCAUCUAUUGGCAAAGCCACCUCUGGCAAAGUGGCUGUUUUUUCCCCCCAUUAUGGAGAUACUAAUUUACUGAAAACGUUGUAAAUAACAUAACUGACCUUUGAGACAGUGCUGAGUGAAGCAGGUUUGAAUGGAUCAGAGGAGAAUGUGAUGGGAGAAUCUCUUGUCCUGAUUCUGAGUCAUCAGAUGUAACCUGCUCUGGAAUUUCACUUGACACUUCCAUUGUCAUGUAUUCUAUUUCUCUGUGAUGUGAGUUUCUAUCUUUCCUGAAGGCUGUUUGGUCACCCAAUUGAAUAUUAGUUCAGUUUGAUGAGAUGUAGCUCAGAUUUAUUGGAGAAUUUAAAACAAAUGACCAUUUGCUAAAGUCAUAAUUUCUCACUUCAGCUUUGCUUUUCCCCCAUCCCUCCAUGUAACAUGGAGAAAGUUCAAGUGCAGUUCUGUCAUCAGGAGAGAACUCUCCAAUGUACUGCACCUGCUAACAAAGAAACAGCAGUGAUUUAAAAUCUCCACUCGGAAAUGGUAAACAACAGCAGAACCCCAACUAACUGAAGGAAGUGCAUAUGAUCCUAGUGUCGUUCAUUUGUUUAAGUCAAUAUUGUCUCAGAUGAUCUGGGGAGAGAAUUCUACGGUAAGUGGUUUUGAAGUAGGCAAAAUCUCCAUGUAUUUGGUUCCCAAAGCAUUUGUAACCCAGGCCCCACAGAAGAUCUCUCCUAGCUAAUCCUAUGGCAUGGGAGAUGCUGCCCUUCAUGACACAGAUAUUGAGGAAAUAGAAGUGUGGGUUUUGUUGAAUUUAUCCUUUGUAGUUGCUAAAAAAGGGGAAUAAAAUUAAA